AACAGCUAUAUUUUCUAUAAACAGUUGGCAACAGUGGUUCGGUGACACUGCUUCUCGUUGUCGUGUACAAAAAUCAAUUACUAUUACUGCUGAAACUGAAUACGAAAAGCGUUACCGCGAGUAAACAAAACGGCAGGCAGCUACAAUUAGCAAUAGAAGUUUAAAUCAACGUAGCAAUAUAUUCGGAAAAAAUGCAGAUCAAGGAAUUCCGCGUGACUUUGCCAUUAACCGUGGAAGAGUAUCAAGUAGCACAAUUAUUCUCGGUUGCAGAGGCGUCAAAGGAGAACACGGGUGGUGGCGAGGGCAUUGAGGUAUUAAAAAAUGAACCCUUCGAAAAUUAUCCAUUGUUGGGCGGCAAAUACAAUUCCGGUCAGUAUACAUAUAAGAUCUACCAUCUGCAAUCAAAAGUUCCAUCGUACAUAAGACUAUUGGCGCCCAAGGGCUCAUUGGAGAUACACGAGGAGGCAUGGAAUGCUUAUCCUUAUUGUCGAACGAUUAUUACGAAUCCCGGCUACAUGCAAGAUAAAUUUAUUAUAUAUAUCGAUUCGCUUCAUUUUGAUAACGAUAUUGGUGAAGUAAAUAAUGUGCAUGAACUGACGGCCGAUAAGCUGAAAAUCCGCGAUGUUGUCCACAUCGACAUUGCCAAUGAUCCGAUAUUGCCCGCGGACUACAAGCCCGAAGAGGAUCCAACUACGUACCAGUCAAAGAAAACUGGGCGUGGUCCGCUGGUGGGUGCUGAUUGGAGAAAGCGCGUUGAUCCCGUUAUGACUUGCUACAAGCUGGUCACGUGCGAGUUCAAAUGGUUCGGUCUGCAGACAAGAGUAGAAAACUUUAUUCAAAAGUCAGAGAGACGCCUCUUCACAAACUUCCAUCGCCAAGUUUUCUGUUCAACUGAUCGCUGGUACGGUCUAACAAUGGAGGACAUUCGCGCUAUUGAGGAUCAGGUCAAGGAUGAGCUAGAUAAGGCGCGUCUGGUAGGCGAGGUGCGUGGAAUGCGUGCAGAUGGUGAUUAAAUAUAGUAGAAAAUUUUUAAACGUAUGUAAAUGUAAAAAAAACACAAUACAAAUACAAAAUGCAACUGAAUGAUAUAAAGCGAAGCAUAAACAAAUUUACAAAAACUUAACUAAACACACGAAUUAAAAAAAAAAUGGAAACGAAGGUCAAGAACUACAACAACAACAAAAAAACACCAAGUGUAUAACAACAAGGAAUACAACAACAGCAGCAAAGCUUAGCUCUAGUGCAGCUCCCACAUAAUACAGCAGCAGCAACAACAACACCAAGUAACAAUAGUGCCCUUUAGUUAAGUUUUAUUUUGUACGUAAAAUGUAAUCAGGAUAUAAACAUAUACAAGCCCACACACACAAACACACACACACACACAAUCCAUACAAAUCCCUCUAUUUAAAGUAAUCACACUAUUAAGCAUUAAUAUUAAAAGUUGUUGCCUCGAAUUCAAUUUGUAUUGUUGAUAUAAUUUGUUUAAGUUGCAACUGUAACUGAAAUCAACUAAAUGACAGCCAAUGUAAAAAUUAUAACAGAGCAAUGCAACAAAAUGUUGCAUGACAAAACAAGAAAGAGAGUCAUAUAAAUUGAAUAAAAAGUGCAUCGAAGCCAAGCAAACCAGCAAAA
Molecule: messenger RNA, 1632 nt
Organism: Drosophila innubila
Lineage: Eukaryota; Metazoa; Arthropoda; Insecta; Diptera; Drosophilidae
Gene: vib
Product: phosphatidylinositol transfer protein alpha isoform
Exons: 9
Coding region: 192-1013 (273 amino acids)
Biological process (GO): phospholipid transport
Cellular component (GO): cytoplasm
Molecular function (GO): phosphatidylcholine intramembrane carrier activity; phosphatidylinositol binding; phosphatidylcholine binding
Source: RefSeq, a predicted model, not a curated record